GAUUGAGUUUGACGAUCUCACGGGCCUGGCGACCGCGGAGGGCUAUGUCCUUUUCCAGUUGAACACAGCAACCGGCGCUGUGCAGGUCUCGCCUGAGGUCAACCUGUCUCACGUUUUCGACACAGAGAGCACCACCGGCGCAGCUCCACGUCGAGGCCGUUUGGACGUAUCCUGUGUCAUUUUGGGCCACUUCGAAUGGCAAGUGGGCAGACCGCAAGUCCCCAUUCACGGAAGGCUUCAGAUCUCCGUGCAGGAUUCCGUUUGCUGGAAGCGAGCGCUGGACACCGGGUCUGGCCAUGGCCGGAGCCUGCGACGCCUCCUUCCAAAGGGCCCUGGCGGCCCUGGCGAGUGCCGCCGGAGCUGCAGGGAGGAUGCAGGCUGCGCUGUCUACAGCUACUCUUCGGGCAGAUGCGUCUCCCUGGCACCCUGUGGCCCACAUCCGAAAGAACUCUGUCAGAGCUACAGUGAGGCAGUGGAGAAGAUUGUGAACUGCAGCAUGGAGCACACGUGUCUCAACCUGACGGCUGCUGAGCCAGUCUGGCUGUACAGUGGCAUCUUCUGUCCGGUGGCAUUUGGGGUGGAGCCAACCACGGACCAGCUCAGCUGGGUCUAUCGCAAAGAGGAGCCUGUUGGUAGCGCAUUGGAUGUCUUCUACCUGCAAGCUUCAGAGAUGGAUCCAGAAGUCGCUUGCGGCUCCGGCAAUUUGCUUCUCACCAGGAGUAAUGUCACGUGGGAUUUCGAGAACGUGACUUCCAACUACAUGGAGCUGUUCGGCUCUCACGUCGCGUGCCUCGUCAGUGUGGCCGGUGCAAAAGUUGUUCCAGCCACCUUCGAACACGGAGAAGAGGGCCUCUUUGGGCAGAACGAGACGGACUACGUGGGCAAAGGCUUGAGGCUCACGUUGAAGAGCCAACAUUGCCCACUUCCGGAGACCGAAGAAAAUGGGGAUGCCGGCCUUGCUCAGGAGGCUCUUCUGGUGGAUGAUCCAACCACCACCACGCCCAAUGACUACUCCUUGCACGCCUGCGAUUGCUUCCCCAUGUCCUGGGGCAUCGAGCCGCCGGUCACGGACGAGAGCUUCAUGUCGGUGCCCAAAGGCAAAAACCAGUUUGUGCUUGAAGCCAUUGAGAUCGCACGGGGCUCGCUGAUCUGUGAUCAGCGCUUUCUCCAGCCUGUUUUCACUCCUUUGCCGAGUGAGCACGACUGCCGCGAGGCUUGUCAAGUGAGGUCGGAUUGCUCCUUUUAUUGGUUCGGUGUGGCUGCGAAUUUGGAGCAGUGCCGACUCUACAGCGACUGCAAGGUCUUGUUCCAGGAGCGUGGCAGCAUUGGCGUUUUAGGAGGUAUUCUGAGAAGCCAGGUGUGCCGCCGAGCAGAUCCUGCAAAGUGCUGGGCCAUCAGCAAGCGCCGUGCCUUCCUGGAAACUGGCAAGGAAGAUGCAAGCGAUGCAAGCGCUGGCGCUGGCCUUCUCCCCGCGUUUAGCCCCUGCCUUUUCUCGAGGUUGGUGGAGCAGUGCGACUUUCAGCUGCUGCUCGGCGGCUUUGGAGUGGAGGAGUGUUUUGGCUGCACUCAUGCGCUGGUGCAUGAAGGCGACACAUGGCCCGAGAAACGCCGCAUUCCAGACCUGUUUUCGCCUGGCAGUCAGCUGCGCUACUCCUGCUGGGGAGAGCGCUACGCGGCCGUGACGGCUUUUCAGCCGGGCACGCAAAGUCCCAGUUACAACCUCUCCUGCGCAGGCGGCAAGUGGUGGGGCCCAGCAGGGCAGCUGGGCUUGAGCGGCUUUGCCUGUGGCGCUUGUGUGCAAGUGGUUCCCCCGGACUACGUCAGGUACCAGGAGGAGAGAAAGCAGGAGCUUUACUUCCUGCCGAGCCUGGCACUUCAGGUUCUCAUUGACCAGCGCACCCCACUCCAAUUGUCCUUGGAUGGCAGCCUGGAGCCCCGGAAGAACUCCGAGAGAGUGGAGAUCGAGGUAGACUUCAUGGAGGAGGGUGGUGGCGCAGCACUACGGGCGGGCCCCGCUGCGGGCUGCUUGAAUUGGCUUGGGGAUCAUAAGGGCAGCUUGGUCAGCGCGGAGUGCCAGCCAUUAUGGUGCCCCACAACUACGGCACUAGGCUGCCAGGCUCCUCCAGGGCAACUCUUCUUUUGCCGAGCUGACGACCGAUCUCAGUGUUUGUACUCCGAGGGCUCUGAGUUUACACUGCUGAAUGCAGCCAAAAGCGCAGGUAGACUUUGCCCCAGCUCCUUCUCAGCGCCGGGAAGGAAGUCUCCUGCCCGACUGAGAUCCACAGGGGACGCAGCUCCUGAGGACGCAGCCCUGCUGCAGCUGCGAUCACCUGUGUCAGCUUGUGCAACAGGCUGGCCGCAAGGGGCACUUGAGCCCGAGCCCAAAUGGAUUAGGCAGAUUACAUGGUUUUGGGUCGCACGGCAUGGCGACCCCGGUCAAAGCACCUUCCAGCUUCGAACUCCAGUCAGAAAUCACCUUUUCUGUCUGAAUGCGACGCAGCGGGGCUUCACGACAAGGGUCUGCCAGAAUGACGAGCUGUCACAGCGAUUUGACCAGGAUGUACUGGACCACUUGCUGCACGAACAGGUCGCAGUUUCGGCCAUGAACCCUGUCCGCCGUGACCCUGAAAGGGCGCAAGAGGAGGGGCAGAGCGCCCAUCCGCUCUUUCGCUUGAGCUUCGAAAAGGAUUGUGGACAAUAUUGCUUGGCCAACCUCAGCUUCCAGACAAAAGCUUCCACCCUUGAAGGCUGCGGUCUUGCAUCUGCGGCUGCGGGCUAUCCGGAAACUGAAUCUACAUUUGCCCUGCCCACCAUGAGAUUUUUGAACGGCUCCGGCUGUUUGGCUGCGGACAUCAAAACUUCCAGGCUGCUUUGGAAGAGCUCCUGUGAAAAAGGCUACAGCGACUGGAUUCAAAACGGCUCCCGGCUCGAAUCUGCACGCUUUCCCGGCAAGUGCAUCGAGUUCAGGAACCUUGACCAGUACCGGUUUCAGGAUUGUGGGAAGGAUGAAGCUGCACAAUGGAAUCGGGAGCUACAGUGCAUUUCCAACCCUGGCCGCACUAAGUGCCUGAUCAACUGGUUUAUUCGUUCUUCGAGUGAUAAUCCUCGAGUGGUGGAGUGUGACCGUGUCCAGGAAUACUAUGCUCGCCAAUCCCAACCUGCUUCAGCAAUGCGGCGGCGGGAGGACCUGACCGUGCUCGAAUGUCCCGGUGGCUCUCUGAUCAGCUAUGUGGAAAAGAAGGCUUGGAGCGCCCUUCUGAAUUACAAGUGCUCCAGAAUGGCCUUGCUGGGCUCCUGCACGCCUGUCAUCACUCCAAGCUACAAGAACACCGACACAGCCUUCCGUCAGCCCUUGGAAUGCCCCAACAUGCAGAUGGGUUUGCAGCGUGUGCAGAUUGAUGAUAUUGAUGCGGAGGGUUCUAUUUCUUUCAGGUUGCAGUGCUGCUACACUGCCCCCUUGUCCACAGCUGUGAGCCCCAGUGGUUCCACAGUCGGUGCAAAAUGGAACCCGUGGGACCCAAUAGGAUGGGAGGGCGUGUACUGUCCCUCUGCCCGGGACGGAACUGGUCGGCUCACAUACAAGCAGCAGCUCAGCUUUCUUGAUCCUUCUCUGCCGCCCCCAGACCCAGUGUGGGCUUUGUAUUUCAACUUCUCUAUGGGAGCCUGGUGUGUCGGCAUCAGCACCAUCGAGAGAGAGUGCAUCCCCAGCUCCGCACUUCAGCCCCUUCAAGAGCCUCCGUUGCAGGCCCCCUAUUGGGCUGUGGUCCCCGUCGACGAUUUCGAUGGCGUCUUCGUGGAAGGGGAUGCAAUGAGCAGGGCGGCAGCUGCGGCCAAAGUGAGCCCCAAGCCCAAGCCCAAGCCAAUCUUGCUCACCUUUGUCGGCCACCCGCCAGAGGUGGCUCCAGAGUGCAAGGUGCUGGUAGCCGAUUAUGACUCCGUGGGCCGGUUCUUGCCAAGCUCGAACCCCUGCUCCUACGUGACCGGGCCCCAAGCCACAUGGAAUGAAGCGACGGAGCAAGAGGAUUCUGGCUUCGACUACAACAAGGUGCUAGGCUGCUUCAGGCGCCAAGGGGAGCGUGACUUGAGUGCCACAUACACCACCAACAAGAUUGCGAUAGCUCACUGGUCCGUAAACACCUUUGGCCAAGCUGCGAGGAUGGUUUGUCCCUUCUUUGGAGAUGCAAUCUUUGCCCCCUUCGGUCUUGGCGCCAACGUUAAAACUGCUGACAUCUGCGAUGCAUGGGCGAAUGCUGCGACAGCGGAGGUGCAGAAUUCAAUAAGAAUCGGCGGGUACGGAAACAACAUGAAGGUUGCAAGCGCGUCCAGUGAAGAUUGCGGUGGCCAACAGGCUGCGUUCUCCAGGCUGUGGUGCGACCUCCACUGCGUCAAGGAUGCUGUCCUGAAAGGCAAUGCUGCGAUGAGGACGAACCUGGCAGAAGCUGUGCGAGUUGUGAAUCAGAAUGUCGAUGCCCUCAGUGAAUACUAUGCAGGCCUUCUGAAUCAGAAGCUUGACACGCUGUCCGAACGCCUGGAUGAGUUCACAAGUGAAAAGGCAAAGCCCACUCUGCAAGUUGGAGAUCUGCGAGCUUCGUUGAGCUCACGCUUGGCGACAGUAAGCAACAUCCUGUCGGAAGGAGAGCUGGACACGCUGGGCCUCACCGCCUCCCACUGGGCCCUGGAAAACUUCAUGCUCGAUAUGCGCUUGAACCUUGAGAACUUGAAGAACGCAACUUCUUCAGGCAGGGCUUCGGCGGCUUCGGGCAUGGAAGCAGGCAUGGAGUAUGUGCUCGGCAGGACAGACGCGCUAGAACAGGCAGUCUCCGUGCUUGCAGGAGGUCGCAAGACUUCGAAGAGCCGUGCCAUGGGGGAGCUCACGGUUGAAGCAGCCACUCUCAUGCAGAAGGUGGCCCAUUCCCGAAAUAACCUCCUUGGUGUCUACAGCCACCAUUCCAAAGAGUGGAAGCAUCGCCAGAAGCAGCUGCUUCGAGGGGCACAAAGGGCAGAGAGGGCGGAGAGCCAGAGCCUCCUGGAAUCCGAGAGCUUUGAGAGCCCUCUAAGCUCCCCCUACCCUGGUGGCCCUGGUGAUCUUUGGCAAGUGCUGGUGUCCUUGGACGGCACCUGGUGGAGUCUCCGGGCCUCGCUGGACAAGUACUUGAACCAAGCCCGGCGCCACGCCGCCACUUACCUGGCAGCUGCCAAGACGCUUCACGGCUACGUCGGCUGCUCCGCUCGCUUCGGUGAGAUGCAGACGCGCUACAGCGACUUCCUGAAAGCCGAAGAG
This is a messenger RNA of Symbiodinium necroappetens, 5281 nucleotides long. Lineage: Eukaryota; Dinophyceae; Suessiales; Symbiodiniaceae. The record is from the annotation of a GenBank genome assembly.